Messenger RNA from Blepharisma stoltei, 2056 nucleotides. NCBI's taxonomy places the organism in Eukaryota, Ciliophora, Heterotrichea, Heterotrichida, Blepharismidae. The record is from the annotation of a GenBank genome assembly.
AUGGCAGGCUUCCUAGAAGAAAAUCAAGAAUCACUCAAAGAGUUAAUGACACUAAGGGACACUUUGGGUCUGGCCAGUAAAAAUCCAAGAAUCAUAGUAAAUGAAAUCCAAAGAAAAGUCGGCCAUGGAAGCUUAUCAUUUGAAGACUUCUCAGAUUUGCUGAUGGACUUGGACUGUGCAACAGAAGGUACUGAAAAAAUGAGAAAAAGAAGAGCCAUAAGAAGAUUGUUUGAUCUGAUCGAUCAAAAUAAAAAUGGGACACUUGAGGAAGAUGAAAUAUACUGGACCAGACUGAAUUUUUAAAAAAAAUUAAAAAAAUAAAUAAUUCAGAUAGGAUGGGCAUAAUAAAUUCUCUUGUUGUACUUUGUGGUGGCACUCCAGAUGAGAAAAUUGAAGCAGUUUUUAUGCUUUAUGAUACUAAUGGUGACGGUUUAAUUUCUUUUGAUGAACUUCUUGCUCAUCAGACUGCUGCUUUUAGGAUGCUUUUUUCAUGCCACCCUGAGCUGGAAGCCCAAUAUGGUGAAACUCCAGAAUUCAUGGCAAGAAUAACUGUUGAGCAAAUAUUUUUAUACCUCGGGAAGCUGAAUUUGAUAGUUCAAAAAAUAAUAAUUGUUUGGCCACUUCGUGGCCAAUAAAUCUUAAUAUAUAUAGUUUAUUUUAUUGAUUUUUAAUUAUAAUUUUUAUAAAAAUUUUAAAAAAUGUUCAGGCCAAUCAAUUAUCUUCAAUAUAGAAAUUGAUACUAAUAAAGACGGAGUCAUUACCCUCCCAGAGAUGAAAGCAUGGUUUAACGGGCAAGAAAUCACUGAAAAAAUCCAAGAAGAUAAAUCCUUAAAAAUCGAAGCCCUCAAGCAGAGAAAAGACCAACUCCUGCACAGGCUUAACCAAAUAAAAGCCCAAUUAAAAUCCCAAGCAAGAAUCGAUAGCAUCCACAACCAAAAGAAAAUUACAGGCCUUGGGAGAAUCCACGUAAGAGACGCCCUCAGGACUUUUAGAGAACAGAAUUCCUCAGGAUUUUUUUCUCGUCAAGACUUUUCAACCAUCUUAAACAGCCUCAUAACUAAAUACGCAGGUGACGCAUCAAUUGAUAAAACUGCUUUACAUCUAUUAAUUUCAGACUUGUUCUCACAGUUUGACGAUGAUGGCAAUGGUGUUGUUAACCUUUUUUAAUGAAUUAUUAGAAAAUAAUUACAAAAAAAGAUUUUUUUUAAUUUAUUUAUAAUUGGUAUAGCAUGGGAGAACUAUUCUGUGGACUAUCUGUCCUAUGUGCAGGCAGCUUAGGUAGCAAACUUCAAGCUGCAGUAGAAUGCUUUGACCAAUCAGGAGAUGGAGAUCUACAAUUCCCAGAAAUCGUGAAAUUCAUGAAAUCAGUAUUCCGUGUUCUCAUCCCUGAAGAUGUCACUGAAAUCAAACCUAGUGCUAUUGCAACAGCCACAGCCAAAAACUUGUUCAGGUCUGAAGGAGUUAAUUAAGAUUAUUGAAAAGCUCCAUGUAAUGCCUGAGCCAGGUAUUUAACUCACCUUGCUUCGUUAGGCCGCCUGACCACCCCAGCAGGGGUUAACUCCUCUUCACUUGAGGCUCGUGUCAAACGGAGAAUAGAGUAGGAUGGGUCACCGUACGUCAGAUGAGGCUGUCUUCACAAAAAUCCCAAAAAAUGGGAUCUCUGGCCAAAUUUUGGCAAAAAGUAAAAACUUGCAGCUCAGGGCAUAACCCCUGGCUUCACGCAAGGGAGUUGCCCGAUUGGCCUAGACACGCCUGCAGACCUUGUUGGGCUUCCCUUUUUCAACUCCAAGUCCCUCUUUUCCUCUACGUAAAAUCCAGCUCUGAAAGCGGACUAAGGUUAGGCCCCCAAACGCAACUGAGAUUGCUUACCUAGCAUGCAGCCCAUUUAUGGGCUGGCAAAGCCUCAUGGAUAUAAUUAAAUAUGUACUCGAGGCUGUAUGACCAGGAAGCCAUGAUCUCCAUAUUUAAUUAUAUGGUCUAAGGAGUAGACAUCGAAACUGGAGGAGUUUCCUAUGAAGUCAUCAAAAAAUGGGUCAAUGAGAUGAAAAUUAAUUAA